AUGCAGGCAGAUUCCGACACAGCCUGUUUCUACGCAGACAAGGUGAGGCGCGAGAGGGAGAAGAAGACUCGGAGCGUUAAGAAUAUGAUUCACCAGUGGAUGCAGAUGGUCAAUAGGGACGGAAAUGCGCGGAAAUACGGAGAGCAAAUAGGACGCCGCCUCACAAGCACGGGCGGGGGGGGGGGGGGGGGGGGGGCAACUUACCUUCAAGAUAGCGACACCUCUCAAUUUCAACAGUCAUUCCGCCCUCCGCAAGCCUGGACGGCCCCAUGA
Molecule: messenger RNA, 273 nt
Organism: Chondrus crispus (carragheen)
Lineage: Eukaryota; Rhodophyta; Florideophyceae; Gigartinales; Gigartinaceae
Exons: 1
Coding region: 1-273 (90 amino acids)
Source: RefSeq, a predicted model, not a curated record